AUGUCUUCGAGCAGUUCAAGUGAAGAAGAUGAGCCCACCAAUUCCAGGGAAAAUCUCAUGACUGUCCAUGAGCUUGGUGAAAGGGAACUUGAAACUGUCAACAGGCAGAUGACUGGCGAAAUAUUCAGGCUGGCUGGAAGAAACCCAACGGACCACGCGAGCUGCUUCCGCGCCUGUGUUCAGAUGGUGAAUGAUACAGACGUCAUUCAUGCCACCGACUUCAAGGAAUGGGAGAAACAUAGCUACGACCAGGUUGGCCUUGAUAGCCUUCAGUCCGCGCAGGGCGCGGAUGAUCGAUAUGACCCAGAGGACCCAGAUACCCCAGGAACCGUUUGGAUGAUGAAUGCUCCCGUGGCCGUCGCAGCUGCAGCGGCACUCAAUUUACCACGGAUACACAUUCAAAAGGACAGUCGACUCAUAUGUGCUUUCAACGAGAGCGAGCUCUGGGGUUGGAUCGGAGGUGCCAUUGACUUUUGGUCGUCACUGUCAGGUCCAAUCGUUUCUACCCUCCCUCGUGGAGCGAUCGUCCACCUCUUGCAUGUUGCAGAGAUGAUAGACGACAGCGACCAGGGUCAGCCUACUGCCUACCCAUUGCAGUCCAUUACACUGCCACUAUUCAUCCAUUUGCGCAUCUCACAAGCGGAAAUCCCGGCCCAGGGAGAGCACUGGCUUCAGAAGCGGACGUUCUCGGAGGUCUAUGUCACUCGUCGGGAAGAGGUCAUGCAGGAAGGGUACACGAUGGUGUUGGCGAAGCUUGGGAGUCAACACCAUGACCAAGCCGCCCUUGCAGAGCCAAUAAAUGGGUGGCUGACUGAGGAUUUCAUUCGCGUUCUCCCAAAGGAUGUCAAGGAUAAACUCUGGACAUGGUCACUUCAACACCACUCACAGUGGCAGACCAAUAUUGCCCAAGCCACUGAAGAUCUAACCGAGUGCUACGACUUUGUCCGAACUCGAGAGGUUUUUGCGCGACUGGCAUCUUCCGACCUCCAGCAAUUCUUGAAUCAUGGACGAUGCCUUGUUGAGGCUCUUGACGAUAAAGUGUCAAGAAACAUUUUGGAGAAGCUCGCUAAGAAGAUGCGGACUCGCUUUUCCCUUGAAGCCCCUGAGUUCUGCUAUGUGGCCAGCGAGUGGAGAGAGAUGAAUAAAAGGUUGAUACAGAACCUCUCACUUGUUGGAUCACGCACGGAGACCCCUGGGAAGUUAUUCAUGGGCCCCAAGGGUCAAGAUGACAGAGACGCCCUGGCCAGGAUCAUCCAGCAGGUUGCUGACGCAAGCAUCUGUGGGUCUCCAAAGUGCCCGGUACUGGUUGAUGCUUAG
Messenger RNA from Fusarium keratoplasticum, 1317 nucleotides. RefSeq lists its product as uncharacterized. Bases 1 to 1317 code for a protein of 438 amino acids. Lineage: Eukaryota; Fungi; Ascomycota; Sordariomycetes; Hypocreales; Nectriaceae. The record is from RefSeq and is a predicted model, not a curated record. The transcript has a single exon.